Ambispora gerdemannii is the source of this 1077-nucleotide messenger RNA. The record is from the annotation of a GenBank genome assembly. NCBI's taxonomy places the organism in Eukaryota, Fungi, Glomeromycota, Glomeromycetes, Archaeosporales, Ambisporaceae.
AUGGCCGAAUUUGUAAAGUUGUCGAUUUUUGGAACGGUUUUUGAAGUGACGACAAGAUAUGUAGAUCUUCAACCAGUUGGUAUGGGAGCAUUUGGUCUAGUUUGUUCUGCAAAGGAUCAAUUGACCGGUACCAAUGUCGCUAUCAAAAAGAUUAUGAAACCUUUUAGCACACCCGUGUUGUCAAAAAGAACGUAUCGCGAGUUGAAGCUGCUUAAGCAUUUAAAGCAUGAAAACAUCAUUAGUUUAAGUGACAUCUUUAUUUCUCCAUUAGAGGAUAUAUAUUUUGUUACAGAGUUACUUGGAACCGAUCUGCAUCGACUACUGACAUCCCGUCCUUUGGAGAAACAGUUUAUUCAAUACUUCUUGUAUCAGAUUCUGAGAGGAUUGAAAUAUGUCCAUUCCGCUGAAGUAGUGCAUAGAGAUCUGAAACCUAGUAAUAUUCUUGUCAAUGAAAAUUGUGAUUUGAAGAUUUGUGAUUUUGGUCUAGCGCGUAUUCAAGAUCCUCAAAUGACCGGAUACGUAUCCACUCGAUAUUACCGAGCUCCAGAGAUUAUGCUGACAUGGCAAAAGUACGAUGUUGCAGUUGAUAUUUGGAGCGUCGGAUGUAUUUUUGCGGAAAUGUUGGAAGGAAAACCAUUAUUCCCGGGCAAAGAUCAUGUGAAUCAGUUUUCUAUCAUUACCGAGUUACUCGGAACACCACCUGACGAUGUGAUUCAAACUAUUUGUAGCGAAAAUACUCUAAGAUUCGUUCAAUCACUGCCGAAACGCGAAAAAGUUCCAUUCUCGCAAAAGUUUCAGAAUGCCGAGCCCGAUGCUUUGGAUCUACUCGAGAGGAUGUUAGUCUUCGACCCACGAAAACGGAUCACUGCCGAACAGGCAUUGGCCCAUAAAUACCUCGAACCAUAUCACGACGAAACAGACGAACCGUUCGCGGAUGAGCCGUUCGAUUGGUCGUUUAAUGAUGCGGAUUUGCCGGUUGACAAUUGGAAGGUGAUGAUGUAUCAAGAGAUUUUAGAUUUUCAUAAUGUUGAUGGUCAAACUUAUUUGGACGAUCCUGAAAUUCCGCAGUAUUCUUGA